Messenger RNA from Rhinocladiella mackenziei CBS 650.93, 1680 nucleotides. RefSeq lists its product as uncharacterized. Bases 1 to 1680 code for a protein of 559 amino acids. The record is from RefSeq and is a predicted model, not a curated record. The transcript has 11 exons. Gene Ontology annotation, biological process: transmembrane transport. Gene Ontology annotation, molecular function: transmembrane transporter activity. NCBI's taxonomy places the organism in Eukaryota, Fungi, Ascomycota, Eurotiomycetes, Chaetothyriales, Herpotrichiellaceae.
AUGCUGGAGACGGAGACAAAGGGAUCCCCUCCGCCCUCAGGGUUUCAUCUGGAAAAUACGGCGAACGAGAAACCCGACGACCAGACACCGACUCUCAAUGCGGAACUCCAACGAGAGAUCGAGGCUUUCGAGAACCGGACCCUAGAUUUCCGUACAUUCAUGGCCAUCAUCGCUCUGGCUUUCACAUAUGAAGCCCAUCUGCUAUGUUUUGUGCUUCCUGCAGCACUUCUCUUGACCAUCAACCGCGACAUUGGCCCUUCAGACCAGAUCAAUUGGGUAGCGACCUCGUGGACUCUCUCGGGUGCCGUGGCCCAGACAAUAGCUGGUAGUUGCAGCGAUAUUUUUGGUCGUCGAAACUUCACUAUUGCUGGUAAUCUCUUUGGUGUGGUUGGAUGCAUUAUUGCUAGCCAAGCGACGUCCGUCAACACAAUCAUCAUCGGAAUGAGUCUCAUGGGUUUUGGAACUGCUCCUCAACUACUCUCACUCGCCUGCGCAACUGAAAUCGUCCCAAAAAGGAAUCGAGGCGAAACUCUUGCUUUUCUCAAUCUCGCGUCCCUUCCUGGAUCGGCUUUUGGAUCUGUAAUCGCUUAUGCACUGGCUGAACACCUCAACUGGCGAUGGGCGUUCUAUCUGGGGAUUAUUGCCAACGGACUUGCUCUCGUCCUCGUCAUCAUCUUCUAUUGGCCUCCUGGAUUUAUUGGCUUACAUCCUGAGGGCAAGACUCGCAUGCAACAAUUCAAGGAGCUUGAUUUUGUUGGACUCCUCCUCUUCGGAGGAGGUUUGACCAGUUUCCUCCUGGGAGUCUCGUUCGGGGGCAAUCCAUAUGACUGGAUCAGUGUCACCGUUUUCAUCCUCUUCCCGAUUUGGGAGAUAUACUCUCCAGAUACAAUCACCAAACUUUGCCCUCCAUAUUUAUUCAAGAAUGUCCGAGGAUUCACACUUCCUCUUAUCGUGAUCUUUGUCACUGGGAUGCUGCUGAUCAGCCUUCAAGUCCUCUGGCCGCAACAGGUCCAACUUCUCUUUACCACCGAUCCAGAAUCCGUUGGCUGGUACAGCCUUGCAUAUAAUGCAACGGGAGUGUUGGGUGCCCUCAUUUCAGGCCCAUUAUUUGCACGAAUCAAAUUCACUCGAGUACAGUUUGUUGCGUACACCGCAUUGCAAGCCGUUUUCAUUGCUGCUAUGGCAUCCGUUACCCAACACACCGCAGCGAAAGCCAUUGUUUUCGUGGCGAUUGCAGCAUUUGGUGUCGGAGCUUCCCAGAUCGUUGGGAUUCUUUUCGUCCAAUUCGGCGCAAAGGACAAGCAAAUUGGAGUCGCCACAGGACUCACAGGAACCUUUCGAGCCACAGGCGGCUCUAUCGCCAUUGCCAUUUACACUAGCAUCAUCAACCAGCAGUCUUCAAACAACCUAGUGCCAAGUGUCAGCGAGGCCACGGUGAAAGCCGGACUACCACCGACAUCGGUCCCAUCGCUGCUGCAAGCGUUGCAGGCAAUGCUGUCAGGAACCGGGGCCGCGCCUCCGAGUGUUCCAGGCCUGACUCCAGCAGUCGUGGUAGCGGCGGAAGACGCCGUCAAGACCGUCUAUUCAAAUGCUUACCAACUAGUCUAUUUGGUUAGCAUUACUUUUGGGGGUGAGUGGUUACGUUCCCGAACAAAAGAAAAAGAGAAGAAGAGAAGUUGA